AUGGCCGCUGCGGCCCCUACCCAAGCCAUGUCUGGACUCCAGAUUGCCACUGCGUCCAAGACGAAGGAGCUCAAGGGCACCGAGAAGCGCGAUAGCCUGAUCACCAUCGAGAAGAAGUACCAGCAAGCUUGGGAAGAAGACCACCUCUUCGAGCCGGAUGCACCGUCCACCAGGGACUUCCCUCUUCACACCAUCUCGCCUGCAGAGCUCCGGGAGAAGUACCCCAAAUACUUUGGAUGCAUCGCAUACCCCUACAUGAACGGUGUUCUCCACGUCGGACAUGCCUUCAGCUAUAGCAAGGUCGAGUUCACCAUCGGCUUCAACAGAAUGCUGGGAAAGAGGACCCUGUUCCCGCAAGGAUUCCACUGCACUGGCCUUCCUAUCAAGGCUUGUGCCGACAAGCUCGCCGACGAGAUCAAGUUGUUUGGCCAAGAAUUCGAGAACUACAAGGAGGAAGAGGAGGUUGUCGAGGUGGAUGCCACGAAAGCCGUCGCACAGCAAGGAAGCCAGCGCGAGGACGUGACCAAGUUCUCCGCCACGAAAGGCAAGGCCGCGGCCAAGACGGUCAAAGCCAAGUACCAGUUCCAGAUCAUGAAGACCAUGGGCAUCCCCAAGGAGGAGAUUCACAGGUUUUCCGAUGCGAGCUAUUGGCUGGAGUACUUCCCGCCGCUGUGCAAGCAGCAUCUCACGUCUCUGGGCUGCCGUAUUGACUGGCGCCGCCAGUUUGUCACGACGGAUGCCAAUCCCUACUACGACCGCUUCGUUUCUUGGCAAAUGACUCUGCUCCGUGACCUCAAGAAGGUCAAGUUCGGCAAGAGGUACACUAUCUACUCCGUCAAGGAUGGCCAGCCCUGCAUGGAUCACGACCGAAGUGAAGGCGAGGGUGUCGGACCCCAAGAAUAUACGGCUCUUAAGCUCCGUGUUCUGGAGUGGUCCUCCAAGGCCGCCGACGCCAUCAAGGGCAAGAUCCCUGAAGAUGCAAGCGUGUUCUUGGUCCCUGCAACCCUGCGCCCGGAGACCAUGUACGGCCAAACGUGCUGCUUCAUCGGCCCUAAGAUCACGUACGGUCUCUUCAAGGCCUCCGAGAAGGAAUACUAUGUUGUCACUGCCCGGGCAGCCAAGAACAUGGCUUUCCAGGGCAUUCUAGCGGCCGAUGGGGCCAUCCCCGAGGCAGCCGCCGAGCUUGUGGGCUCAGACAUGGUUGGCACCCUGGUCAACGCUCCCUUGUCAGUUCACAAGGACGGCGUUCGCGUUCUUCCUAUGGAGAAUGUCCUGCCUACCAAGGGUACUGGUGUGGUCACCUCUGUACCCUCUGACAGCCCUGACGAUUUCUGUACCGUCACUGAGCUUGCCAAGAAGCCUGAAUACUAUGGCAUCCAGAAGGAGUGGGCCGAGAAGGAGAUCGUUCCUAUUAUCGACACCCCUUCGUACGGUGACCUCUGCGCGCCUUUCCUGGUCAAGAAGCUCAAGAUUGCUUCGCCCAAGGACGUCAAGCAGCUGGAAGAGGCCAAGAACCUGGCAUACACCGAGGGCUUCUACAAGGGAGUCAUGAAGGUUGGCGACCACACCGGACUGAGCGUUGAAAAGGCCAAGCCGCUUGUUAGGCAAAGCCUUAUCGAUGCUGGCGAGGCCUUUGCCUACGCUGAGCCCGAGAAGAAGGUUGUCAGCCGCUCCGGCGAUGAGUGCAUCACUGCCCUGCUCGACCAGUGGUACCUCGACUACGGCGAGGACUCUUGGAGGCGGGAAGCACUCAAAUUUGUCGAGAAUGCAGAUGGCAAGGGUCUCAACACGUAUACCUCGGAGACCAAGCAUGCUUUCGUGGGUGUGCUGAACUGGCUUAACCAAUGGGCCUGCGCUCGGACUUAUGGUCUGGGUUCCAAGCUUCCUUGGGAUCCCCAGUUCCUGGUGGAGAGUCUGUCGGACAGCACGAUCUACAUGAGCUACUAUACCUUUGCGCACUACCUGCACUCGGACAUGUUUGGUAGGCAGAAGGGUAUCGGCAACAUUGCCGCCGAGCAGAUGAUCGAUCCUGUCUGGGACUAUCUCUUCUGCCGCCGCGAUAUGGGCGAGGACGUUCUGGCCAGUGGCAUCCCUCGCGAGACUCUCGAGGACAUGCGGCGCCAGUUUGAGUACUUCUACCCGCUGGAUCUCCGCGUCAGUGGCAAGGAUCUCAUCAACAACCAUCUGACCUUCUGCAUCUACAACCACUUGGCCAUCUUCCCUCGAGAGUACUGGAUCAAGUCGAUUCGAUGCAAUGGCCAUCUACUCCUAAACGGCCAGAAGAUGUCGAAGAGCACUGGCAACUUCAUGACCCUGGACGAGGCGACGAAGAAGUUCGGCGCAGACGCGACGCGUCUGGCUCUGGCCGAUGCUGGUGACACCAUUGGAGACGCCAACUUCGACGAGGAUGUAGCAGACGCCACCAUCUUGCGUCUGUUCACGUCGAGAGAAUGGAUCGAGGACACCCUCAAGGAUGAGGCGCAGCUCCGUACCGGCGCGACGAACAGCUUCCAGGAUGCUCUCUUCCGCAACGAGCUCCACCGCCUGGUGCACGAAGCCAAGGGCCACUACGUCGAUACGAACUACAAGCUUGCCGUCCAGAGCUCGUGGUACAACGUCCUCUCUGCGCUGAGCUUCUACCGUGAGUCUUGCGCAGCGGCCGGCAUCGCCCUGCACAAGGAUCUGAUCUACGAGUACAUCGAGCUGCAGGCUCUGAUGCUCACCCCCAUCACGCCCCACUGGAGCGAGUACAUCUGGCUUGAGGUGCUCAAGAAGCCGCAGUCGAUCCAGCUCGCCCGCUGGCCCGAGGUGCCGGCGGCGAAGGCGGGCCUGUCGGCGGAGUGGGACUACGCCAAGGGCACGGCGAGCAGCAUCAACUCGGCCGAGAGCCAGCAGCUCAAGCGGCGGGCCAAGGGCAAGGCGACGAGCUACGACCCCAAGCAGCCCAAGAAGCUGAGCAUCUACACGACGGACAAGUUCCCGGCCUGGCAGGAGAAGUACAUCGAGCUCAUGAAGGAGAUGUGGGACCCGGCGACCCGGUCGGUCGACGACAAGGCCAUGAACCCGCGCAUCGCCAAGAUGGGCGAGAUGAAGAAGGCGAUGCCGUUUGUGCAGAACCUCAAGCGGCGGCUGCAGACGGGCGAGGAGGCCGACAGCGUGCUCAACCGCAAGCUGGCCUUUGACGAGCAGGCGACGCUGCUGGCCAUGGUGCCCGGCCUCAAGCGCACGGCGGGCUUCCAGUCGGUGGCGGUCAUCCUCGUCGAGGAGGGCGGCAAGAAGGGCAAGGACCUCAUGGAUGGCGGCAAGGAGGUUGAGAUCACGUCGGCUUUGGCUGAGAAUGCAGUUCCCGGGGACCCGACCUUCUUCUUUGAGAAUGUUGCCGCAUGA
Thyridium curvatum is the source of this 3387-nucleotide messenger RNA. RefSeq lists its product as uncharacterized. The coding region runs from base 1 to 3387 and encodes 1128 amino acids. Gene Ontology annotation, biological process: leucyl-tRNA aminoacylation. Lineage: Eukaryota; Fungi; Ascomycota; Sordariomycetes; Thyridiales; Thyridiaceae. The transcript is spliced from 4 exons. The record is from RefSeq and is a predicted model, not a curated record. Gene Ontology annotation, molecular function: aminoacyl-tRNA deacylase activity; leucine-tRNA ligase activity; ATP binding.